UAUGAAAGCGAUCUUCAAAUUUUUUCUUUCCUAUUUGGUAAGGAACCUCGUUGUGGUGUGAGAAAAAGGAAACGAUAGUGAACGUACAACUAUGGCUGGUAAACUCAUGUUUUUGGCUUUGCUUGCAACUUUGGCGUUAGUCGCUGUUCGUGCAGAGGACGACUUCAAGGACGUGGAAGAUGCAGAAGAGGAAUUGGAAUACAUGGAAUCAAAGGACGACGAGGAAAGUGUGGAUCGAGCACCAAGGCUCUUUGGAAGAAGAUCAUCAUCGUUUCGAUCAACCCGCAGAGGAACCUCCUUUAGAAACAGUGGCUCGAGUGGAACAAGAAGUGGGUUCUUUAGGACUCGCAGCUCGGGUGGAGUGAGGUCUGGUACUACUCGUACUAAUCGUUCACCAUUUCGUCGAUCUACCAGUACGACACGUAACACACAAACCAGACGCUUCAGUUUCAGGCGAUCGACACGAACAGGCGGAAACACAGGAGGUGGAGGUGGUACUAGCGGGUGGGAGAAACUAGGCCAGGUCACAGAUCUGGCACAGUUUGGACUAGAAGUUGCUAAUACUGUUCUACAACAACUGGCAAACGUCGAACGCAAAAUUGUCAUAACUCUUGGAAAUGUUGAAGGAGCUCCCUGGCAAGGGGGCACGGCUUACAUGAAGGAAGGCUCUCUUACCGAAGCGUUACCCCUGAACGUGCCUGUGGAAGAAGGUUUCAUGAUGGGAGGGGUUAAAAAGACGGGUCCCUCUACAACGGGGGUGUCAGGAGCGUUCUGCUACGGCUUUGAAGAGGCGCCCGAAUCGUUCUGUGUUAUGUUUAAACUGCCCUGGAGUGGCGACAAUAAGUGGAAUGUAAAGGUCUACCCUGAGCAAAAGCAAGCAAGCGAGUCGGUUUACAACGACCUUCAAAAUGGUGCAACCAAUGCAAACCAACCCAUAACAAAGAAAGUUAUUUACACUGGCGAUGGAUACCAGUUCUUCAUCAAAGAUGUCUCCAUGACAAGUUCACCUCAGGCAACCUUAUCGAUCAGCUUUGGUGUUGAGUAAUUAAGGCCGAGAGGUGGUCACCCAACCUCAUGUCAACGGAAGGACUUUGUUCUUGUUAUAAAAAUUAGGGAAAUUAGGGAGAUUGUAACAGUUUAUAAAGGUGUUGUGGUGAUAUAAAUAUAGUACUCUGCAUACUA
This is a messenger RNA of Dendronephthya gigantea, 1182 nucleotides long. Its product is annotated as DELTA-stichotoxin-She4a-like. Gene Ontology annotation, molecular function: channel activity. Lineage: Eukaryota; Metazoa; Cnidaria; Anthozoa; Malacalcyonacea; Nephtheidae. The record is from RefSeq and is a predicted model, not a curated record. The coding region runs from base 92 to 1045 and encodes 317 amino acids. Gene Ontology annotation, cellular component: pore complex. Gene Ontology annotation, biological process: monoatomic cation transport; cytolysis in another organism; pore complex assembly. The transcript is spliced from 11 exons.